AGAAAACGAGAUACUGAGUGAAAAGGAAAAAAUGAGGAUGCAAUAAUGAUGAUUCAAAGUUUCAUUAGUGACAAGUAUGACGAUCUGUUACCCAAAUUAAGGGAUAGGAAAUGAUCAUAAAUUCGCGGCUGACCUAAAUGUACCGCCAUCAUCACCGCAGAACGUGGAUGUGAUCUAUAAAGUACCCAAUUUCUUCUCCUUAGUCUCUCCUGCAAGCUGUAGUAUUCUUCAAGCUAGAAGCACACAUCUGAUACAGUUGUUUUUCCGGUACUGUGGUUUCAAUCCGAAGUUCAGAAUGGGUAAGGAGAAGGUUCAUAUCAGCUUGGUGGUCAUUGGACAUGUCGACUCCGGCAAGUCGACCACGACUGGUCACUUAAUUUACAAGCUUGGAGGGAUUGACAAGCGUGUGAUUGAGAGGUUUGAGAAGGAAGCUGCAGAAAUGAACAAGAGGUCAUUCAAGUAUGCAUGGGUUCUUGACAAACUCAAAGCUGAGCGUGAACGUGGUAUCACCAUUGAUAUUGCCCUGUGGAAAUUUGAGACCACUAAAUACUACUGCACGGUCAUUGAUGCCCCUGGACAUCGCGAUUUCAUCAAAAACAUGAUUACAGGCACCUCACAGGCUGACUGUGCUGUUUUGAUCAUAGACUCUACAACUGGUGGGUUUGAAGCUGGUAUUUCAAAGGAUGGUCAGACUCGUGAGCACGCUUUGCUGGCUUUCACCUUGGGUGUCAAGCAAAUGAUAUGCUGCUGUAACAAGAUGGACGCCACCACCCCAAAGUACUCUAAGGCUAGGUAUGAAGAAAUUGUGAAGGAGGUGUCAUCGUACCUAAAGAAGGUUGGAUAUAACCCUGAAAAAGUCCCAUUCGUGCCCAUAUCUGGUUUUGAGGGUGACAACAUGAUCGAGAGAUCAACAAACCUUGAAUGGUACAAGGGCCCCACCCUUCUGGAUGCUCUAGAUCAAAUCAACGAGCCAAAGAGGCCAUCAGACAAGCCACUCC
Molecule: messenger RNA, 998 nt
Organism: Cuscuta epithymum
Lineage: Eukaryota; Viridiplantae; Streptophyta; Magnoliopsida; Solanales; Convolvulaceae
Source: the annotation of a GenBank genome assembly